This is a messenger RNA of Gracilinanus agilis (Agile Gracile Mouse Opossum), 1557 nucleotides long. It is a transcript of the gene METTL14, whose product is annotated as methyltransferase 14, N6-adenosine-methyltransferase subunit. The record is from RefSeq and is a predicted model, not a curated record. NCBI's taxonomy places the organism in Eukaryota, Metazoa, Chordata, Mammalia, Didelphimorphia, Didelphidae. The transcript is spliced from 11 exons. Gene Ontology annotation, cellular component: RNA N6-methyladenosine methyltransferase complex; nucleus. Gene Ontology annotation, molecular function: mRNA binding. Bases 178 to 1557 code for a protein of 459 amino acids.
UUCCUGAGCCGGAAGGGACGAACUCGGGAGCGUGGAGCGGAACGGGUCGUUAGGGCAGGUCCUCGUAAGGGACGCGGGCUAGGGGAGGCGAAACCUCGGGGAGAUUGCCCUUCGGGGAAGGAGGCUGUCGGGUCUCCUCCGCUCUCCUGGCCUGGUGGGGAAAGCAGCGGCCGGGACAUGGACAGCCGCCUCCAAGAGAUCCGCGAACGGCAGAAGCUGCGCCGGCAGCUCCUAGCUCAGCAGUUGGGAGCUGAGAGUGCUGACAGUAUCGGUGCAGUGUUAAAUAGCAAAGACGAGCAAAGGGAGAUUGCUGAGACCAGAGAAACUUGCAGGGCUUCUUAUGAUACUUCGGCUCCAAAUGCAAAACGCAAAUAUUUGGAUGAAGGAGAGGCUGAUGAAGAAGACAUAGAAGAAUACAAGGAUGAAGUAGAAAUGCAGCAAGAUGAAGAGAACCUGCCGUACGAGGAAGAGAUUUACAAAGACUCUAGUACUUUCCUUAAGGGGACCCAGAGCUUAAAUCCUCACAAUGAUUAUUGCCAACACUUUGUUGAUACAGGACACAGGCCCCAGAAUUUCAUCAGAGAUGUGGGUUUAGCAGAUAGAUUUGAAGAAUAUCCUAAACUAAGGGAGCUUAUUAGACUGAAGGAUGAGCUGAUCUCAAAAUCCAACACUCCUCCUAUGUAUUUACAAGCAGAUUUAGAUACUUUUGACAUCAGAGAACUGAAAUCCAAAUUUGAUGUAAUUCUUCUGGAACCUCCUUUGGAAGAAUAUUACAGAGAAACUGGAAUCACUGCUAAUGAAAAGUGCUGGACUUGGGAUGAUAUUAUGAAGCUAGAAAUUGAGGAGCUUUCUGGACUGCGGUCAUUUGUCUUUUUGUGGUGUGGCUCUGGGGAGGGCCUGGACCUUGGCAGAGUGUGUUUACGCAAGUGGGGUUACAGAAGAUGUGAAGAUAUUUGCUGGAUUAAAACCAACAAAAACAACCCUGGGAAGACUAAGACUUUAGACCCAAAGGCAGUCUUCCAAAGGACAAAGGAGCACUGUCUGAUGGGCAUCAAAGGGACUGUUCGGCGUAGCACAGAUGGUGACUUCAUUCAUGCCAAUGUUGACAUUGACUUGAUUAUCACAGAAGAACCUGAAAUUGGAAAUAUAGAAAAACCUGUAGAAAUUUUUCAUAUCAUUGAGCAUUUUUGCCUCGGAAGAAGACGCCUUCACCUUUUUGGAAGGGACAGUACAAUUCGACCAGGAUGGCUUACUGUGGGACCCAAUCUUACGAAUAGCAACUUCAAUGCAGAAACUUAUGCUUCCUAUUUCAGUAUUCCUAAUUCCCCUCUGACGGGCUGUACGGAAGAAAUAGAGAGACUUCGGCCAAAGUCACCACCUCCAAAAUCAAAGUCUGAUCGGGGAGGUGGUGCUCCAAGGGGAGGUGGGAGAGGUGGGACUUCUGCUGGCCGUGGAGAGAGAGGCCGAGAAAGAAAUCGAUCCACUUUCCGAGGAGAAAGAGGUGGUUUUCGAGGGGGCCGUGGAGGAGCACAUAGAGGGGGCUUCCCACCUCGCUAA